GAGGGGUCCAGCUGGAGUUAGCUUGGUAAACUUUCAAAUUAACCCGUUUUUACCAAGUUCCAACAAGAAGAGAGGAAGUCAAAUAUGCUGAUGUUUUAACAACCAAGAGCAACAUCAGACAGAGAGAGAGAAGAGGACCAACACUUCCAGGAAUGUUUCAGAAUGCAGGUAGUGCACAGCAGACCUGACACCCAGGUGUGAUCCCCGGCAGAGUGGAGGGGGUCCAAUGGCCACUGCAAACGAUGACCCCCACCUGGGGGAAGGCCCAUCCGAGGACUCAGAGCUCCUCCUGGACGACUCUUCUGAUUCAGACAGCGUGUUUUCUGAUGACUCAUUGCUUCCUGACUAUGACAGGGAUGAGGAUCAUACAGAGCCAGCUAAAACACUGUACGAGGCCUGUGCCAGGAAUGACUCCUCGUCCCUGCUCAGGAUACUGGAGCGAGGCCUCACUAAAGAGGAGGCCAUGGAGCUGGACAUCAAUGCCAGGAAUGGACUGAUGUUGGCUGUGGCUAAGGGCUUCGUUGAUAUUGUCACAAUGCUGCACAAAUGUCCAUUUAUAGACGUCAACCACCAAGACAAUGAUGGCAACACUGCUCUCAUGAUUGCUGCUCAAGCAGGCUUCGUGACUAUCCUGAAUUUUAUCCUCAACUUCUAUUCUGGUGUGGACACUGAGGUCAGGGAUCCACGUGGCUUCACUGCCCUCAUCAAGGCAGGCCUACAGGGCAGAGAGGAGUGUGUGUCUGCCCUGCUGAUGCAUGGUGCUGAUAUCAAUGCAAUGGACCAAUUCCAAGGGAGAGGACUGAAGGAUUGGGUCCUGAGGACUGGGAGGUUUGAGACUCUAAACAGACUACGCCGCCUGCAAGCUCAUCCUAUCGCCGAGCAGUUCUGCACAAGCUACAGUCCUGACUGGCCUGAGCUGAAGCACCUGGUGGUGAAGGCCACAGCCCCCAAAACAGCUAGUCAGAAACUGAGGCAGCGUCUAAAAGACAGCCUUACCUUCAGCUUCCCUCACGACCCACAAGACAAUGGGGUGAUGGACCAUAUGGUGCGAAUGACCACAAGCAUCCACAGCCCGCUGAUAGCCACUGGCUGCCGUCCCCUCUGCCCCAACAGCCCUCCAGAAAUUGGCAAGCGACGGUUUGCCGUUCCUGAACUGCUUGAAAGACACAGCAGCAAAGAAUUGGAGGAAAGCAUAAUAUCCCACACUAAUGGCUCCAUCACCUCAGCUUCUCCCCCCACAGUGUCAGCCACCUCUGUAUCCCUGACCUCCUGCUGCCAGGACUCAAGCCGCAGGGAAAGCAUGCCCUCGGGUGGCACGAGAAGCUUCAUUCCUCGCAGCAUGGCACACAGGAACAGCAUCUUCCCCUCAGGCUGUAUUCCUAAGAUUGAAGUAACCAAAUCUGGGGAGCCUACUCCAAAAAAAGAGAAAAAGAAGAGAAGAGAUAAGGGCUUCCUCGAGCCUCCUGUCUGGAAAUACAAGGAGGCCAAAGAAGAGAAAAAGAGAGAGAGAAAAAAACAGGAAAAGGAAAAGAAAAAAGAGCAAGACAAAAAAUCUAAAGGGUCCAAACGUUCAAAGAGCAAAAACUGAGGCUGCAUUUUCCAACAAAGAAUAUCACUGUGAUUAUCUCAAACAUGGGAGAUGAGUAAUUACAGUGAGCCCGAGGGAAAGGGAACUUCCAAACAAGUAUUACAAUUAAACGUUAUAAUGGAUUUGAACUUGGUUUGGGAUGAACAGGAGACAAGUGGAGCCACUUAGAUUAUAGUUAUAUCAUGUGAAAAUAAUGAUGGAGAUAUAUUCAUGUAGAUAUAUUUAUAUGAAGCCUAAUUAUUCUGGAGCUUAUUUAUGCACCUGACCUGUGGAUGAGAUGAUGCUUCAUGGGGAUAUGAAAGUACAUCACUGUAUUUAUUGUAGGAACUUUCUUUGACAGGCCAAACACUAAGGUGGAGGAACUGAGCUAUCGUUCAGUUCUUAUAGUACUUUUUUUAGUUUUGAUGAGCAAUGCAACCCAAACAAAUGGAAAAGUUGCUACCGUCCUCAGAAAAACACAAUUCACUUUGAUGAUCAUCAAUGAAAUGUAUGCUGAAUUUGUGACGAUGGAUAUCAUGUUUUCUUUACUUCAAAACUGAGACAACAAUUUCACCAGUGCUCAUUUCAAUGAUAAGCUGUCACCUCUCUAUUAUAACAGUGCAUGUCUGUGGGAUGAAUUUACUCGACGGGGAUUUGAUAAUUCACACACAGGAAGUGAAUCAUAGCUUUUGAUCAAAACAGCUGAUUCAGAAGAAAAAUCCCUAGAGCACUUGAGUGCACAUUUCCUGCAGUCAUUUGAACCCCACCAUGUUACUUUUUUUUUGUCUGAUUUACUGAACAUUAAAAGUCAUGAUUUAUAUACAGUACAUUUAUAAAAAGAUGUUUUAAACAGUCAACACUUCUUCUCUUUUUUUUCUUUUUAAAGACAGUCAUCACAAUAUGUAGCAUCGAUCUACCAGGUGUAUUUGACUGAAAAUUAAUGCUGUGGGUGGCAGGUGAAUUAUGUGAACAUGGAAAUACAGAAUACAGGGAGCAUGAGACGUGCAGUAUGUUUCCAACAUUUUGUGUAAUUAUGAGGAAAAACUGAACACUGGUAAAACUAGUCUCACUCUCUUUGUGUUUUCUGUACUGACACCACAACCAAACCAAUGACAAACCUCACAUCUACUAAGUUAUAGCAUUUCUCAGGAAAAACCCUUGUUUAAAAAUAUUACGGACAUUACACACUAACCCUCUUUUGAAGCAGAAAGUAUGUUCUGACUCAGAGCAACCUGUUGACUCACAUGCUUGUUAUGAACAUACUUGUACAUGUGUUAGAAUGAUCAGAGGAAAUGUCAUUUAUACACGGUUGCUUGUGUCAAAAUGUAGAGGAUUGUUUAUAUAGUUAUUGUAUUUUUUAAAUCUUUAUUAAGUGUGAGAGAGAACAUGUGUUUGUUUUCAAGCUUUGGA
Solea solea (common sole) is the source of this 2977-nucleotide messenger RNA. RefSeq names its product ankyrin repeat domain 33Aa (gene ankrd33aa). The coding region runs from base 227 to 1588 and encodes 453 amino acids. Lineage: Eukaryota; Metazoa; Chordata; Actinopteri; Pleuronectiformes; Soleidae. The transcript has 5 exons. Gene Ontology annotation, molecular function: protein binding. The record is from RefSeq and is a predicted model, not a curated record.